GUCGUGCCGUGUUUACCAACGGCGGCUAAACGGUGUUCGGAGAGAUACAAAUAUAAAUCUGGUCAAAAAAACGAGGAGAUUUCUAAUAACUGCCGAUGGCGGAUCCUGCGGUGGCGUCGGGAGGCCCUCUGAAUGCGGGAGUGCGUGGAAGUGCUGGUAAAGCAACUUCUAGCCCAGCAGAAAACUACCUCCUGGCACGCCGUCGCACUCUGCAGGUCGUUGUCAGCGCCCUGUUGACUGAGAGUGGCUUCGAGAGUGCGGAGAAGGCAGCUGUGGAAACCCUAACUGAGAUGUUGCAGAGCUAUAUUACUGAAAUAGGUCGAUGUGCCAAAGCGUACUGUGAACACACAGCCAGGAGCGUCCCGACACUGUCAGACACAGUGGUCACGCUUAUUGAAAUGGGUUUCAAUGUUGAUACUUUGCCCAUAUAUGCUAAACGAUCACAAAGGAUGGUCAUAACGGCCCCUCCAGUGACAAAUGCUCCUGUGACUCCCAAAGCGCUGUCAGCUGGACAGAAGCGCACACAUCCAGCCCACAUCCCCAGCCACUUCCCAGAAUUCCCCGACCCUCACACGUAUAUCAAAACACCUACUUUCAGGGAACCCGUGUCAGACUACCAAGUGGUGAGAGAGAAGGCAGCAACUCAGAGGAGAGACGUGGAACGAGCACUUACACGCUUCAUUGCCAAGACUGGAGAAACUCAAAGCCUAUUCAAAGAUGACAUCACUACCUUCCCAUUAAUCGCAGCGCGGCCGAGCACCAUCCCAUAUCUCAGUGCCCUCCUGCCCUCAGAGCUGGAACUUCAGGCUCUGGAGGAGACGGACUCCUCUGAGCAGGAUGACCAGACUGAUGGCGAGAACACAGCAGGAAACGCCAUUUCUGAUGAUCCAGGAGCUGACAAAGAGAAUUCCAUGCUUCCUCCCAGCGGCGUAGUUCCAUCCACCAAGGCUAGUGAGGACAAUGUAAUCGACAACCCGUAUCUCCGGCCGGUCAAGAAACCCAAAGUAAGGAGGAAGAAAUGAGAAGGGACGAGGCUUAAAGCAACAGACUCAUAUCUGCUCCAGUCUUUGGUGCUUACAACAGUCCAGUCAGUGAUUCCCUGCACAGGGGAAGUGGCCCGGGGUUGAAACCUGCUGCGUGAGCUGAGACCAGCGACUGCUUUGCCUCAGCAGCGGGACCAGUACUGCAGACUGACUUCCACAGAAGAUGGCUUUUUUUUUUUUUUUGGGUUAAGUGUCACUUUUUCAGCUGUUUAAAAAUCUGUCCUACAUUAUUUUGUAAGCAACAUCUUUAUGUAACAUACAGGUCACAUAGGAAUUCUGUCAUUUUGUAAUUAAAGGAAAUUAAGUUUCUUUUAAAAAAAGAAAAAAAAACCUUACAUGUUCAUAUUUUGUUUAUAUUUUAAGGGGAAAGACAAAAAACAAAACAAAAAAACAUCUUCUUGCUUCGCCAGUGUCACGAUAGGUUUCCAUGUAAGACCUUCAGGGUUAAUAGUACAAAUUCAGGUAGGCCACUCUGCUCCUCUGUUUAAGGUACUCCUUUUCACUGGCAAGCUGUGGGAGGAAAAUAAAAUAUGUAUAUCACAAUUUUUUUGGUGCAGCAACAUGUAGUUUUGUACAGGUAUAGGUGACGAGCACACCUAAUAUCACACCGAAUUAACAGGCUUACAGCUAAUGAGUUUAUCUGAGUAAUCGUGUAUAGAAUCAGCACAUCUAAAGAGAGACAACAUUUCUGAUACUAGAGAAAUAUCUGUGGUCUUUAUGUAUAAGCUGGCUGUGCCUUUUAAGUUUUUGUAACAACAAAAUUAAGGCCAUGAAAUUUCUCAACUUGCUUCGCUCACCUUCACCCUGAGUGACUUCUUGCCUAUUUGAGGCAGGCUGGACCAGUCCGGUCUCCCAAAGCACAUGGGCCAGCUCACUUUCCUGUUUGUCACUCUGUCGUCGGCAUACGUCCCAGGGCUGUGUCGCAAAAUAACAUCUGUCAGCUCAGUUUAGCACCGUAACAUUUCAGCCACGUGUCAGUUUCUCUCUGUCUCACCCUGGACUCCUCUCAGAUGUACACGGUGUGGGUUUGAACCUCUGUGCUUUUGCGUUGAAAGCUAUUUUGCCAGGAGGAGAGACCCUAGAACCACUUUGAUCCUGCUGGUACUGCCACGGUGAAGGGGUCACUGCCUGGUGAUCAGAAAGAUUAUAAAGAUCUUCAUAUUAAGCAUUACAUAUUAAAAAGCCAGUAGCAGGUUUAUACUUGCACAGAAAAUGUUUUGACAACCCCCCCAACAAGUACAAUACAGCGACUUCUAACUAUGUGACUUAAUUUGGUUUUAAUUUCACCAGAUAGCUGACAGAGUAAUGAAGAUUUAUUGC
Messenger RNA from Neolamprologus brichardi, 2363 nucleotides. RefSeq names its product TAF8 RNA polymerase II, TATA box binding protein (TBP)-associated factor (gene taf8). The record is from RefSeq and is a predicted model, not a curated record. Gene Ontology annotation, biological process: transcription initiation at RNA polymerase II promoter. Gene Ontology annotation, cellular component: transcription factor TFIID complex. NCBI's taxonomy places the organism in Eukaryota, Metazoa, Chordata, Actinopteri, Cichliformes, Cichlidae. Gene Ontology annotation, molecular function: protein heterodimerization activity.